AUGCCCUUCUGGCUCACCAUCCUCCGCAUCGUGGCCCUCGUCCUGUCUCUCGGCGUCCUCAUCGCAGCCGCCUACCAUCUCUCCCUCCUCGGUGGUUGGAGCCAGUACUACGCCAUCUUCACAUUUCUCAUCCUCGGAGGCAUGUUGGCUGCAGAAUUCUUUGCGCCUCACAUGUACCUCCGCCUCCUCUUUGUCGGCGCCCUCAUUCUUGACGCCAUCUUUUGGCUAUCUGCCUGGGCCUGGGCCGCUUCUUGGACUUCGAACUACUACUCCAUCUACAACGCUGCUGGCUUUGGUCUGUAUACUGAGCUGUCUGCCUGGGGCGCUUCUAUGCUUGCCGGUUCUGUUCUUGGCGCUAUCACUUGGGUUGUUAUCAUCGUCAUUACCGUCUUCUUCGUCAAGGCUUGCAUGGACUCUCCCCAAGAUUCUUCCUUCUCUCCCAGAGCCCCAACCGACCCCGAGAUGGGCCCUCCCAAGCAAGAGGGCGUUUCCCAGCCGCAGUAUGCUUAG
Molecule: messenger RNA, 510 nt
Organism: Fusarium vanettenii 77-13-4
Lineage: Eukaryota; Fungi; Ascomycota; Sordariomycetes; Hypocreales; Nectriaceae
Exons: 3
Coding region: 1-510 (169 amino acids)
Source: RefSeq, a predicted model, not a curated record